Molecule: messenger RNA, 1019 nt
Organism: Hyposmocoma kahamanoa
Lineage: Eukaryota; Metazoa; Arthropoda; Insecta; Lepidoptera; Cosmopterigidae
Exons: 6
Coding region: 104-772 (222 amino acids)
Source: RefSeq, a predicted model, not a curated record
UACUAUUUCUCUGCGUUGUGCAUUUUCCCUCUACGCCUAGGUGCAGUGCUUGUCAACUGUGAAAGUGCCAGUGUUGUGACGGACAGAUUAAAAGAAUUUAAAAAUGAAGGUAUUCCUUUUAGCAGUUCUGCUGUUCGGAAUCGCGAGGGCAAGUGACAUUGACAAUGAAACCAUACCCACAGAAGAAAGCCUGAAACGUGGUUUGAGCAAUAAAUGCGCUGCGCGGGAAACGUCCUCAUGUAUCGCCAUCGAGCUGGUGGGCUACGUGGACAGGAUGCUGAGAACCGCCUCCUUCCAGCUCAGCGACGACGUAAUGGUGGUUGAUGAAAGCAAUGGCGUAGCAGCAGAGAUGCCGAUCAGGUCUGAGUCCUUGGCUAGGGCUGGUACGUCCCUGGAAGACCAGGCUCAGCAAGUGAUCGUGGACAAGCUGUUCAACUUUGCCACGACCAGAUCGCUCCGGUACAGACUUUUGGACAACGCUGACCUUGUCAUCAGUGGGAAACAGGAAAAGGAUGGAAGUCUGGGUAUUGGAGUAUCCCUGAAGGCCCCUAAAGCCGUCGAGACCGGUAGGGGUCGCCAGAAGAACAUUGGACCACUUCUAGCUGCCGCAGCUAUGAAGUUCGGUCUUCUCGGAGCCCUUACAUUCAAGGGCUUAACCCUGAUGGUUGGGAAGGCCCUUCUGAUCUCGAAGAUUGCUCUUCUUCUGGCUACGAUCAUCGGAUUGAAGAAGCUGUUCCACCAUCAGAAUAACGAAAUUAAACGGCAGUACUAAGGCUCUAUGGUUGAAAUCAAUUGCUCCAAUAUAAGGAUUACAAAUACUAUCAUCAAAAAGCAGUAGAUCGUAGCUACAUCUGAAACGUGAAGAAUCCAAGGAGCAUUGGCGAUAACGGAAUGAUAUAAAUGACGACUGACUCGUCUACCGUCAUACUGCACUGCGACAGAACAUUCUAGAACAUUCCAGAAAGAUUCGAGAAUAUUAACCAAUCGACUUUCACGUUCGAACAAUCGAUUUGAAAACC